AUGUCCUCUGCACUUUACAGCGGUGGGGCCCCAUCCUCGGAUAUGAGUGCGACGGUUCAGGUCGUUCCGCAAGGGUUCGAAGUCAGCGGAACAGAGGACCUGCAUUACGCGUUCAAGUUCGCUUCUGGAGUGUUCGACCUCUCCCAGAGCGUGCUGCAUGAUUGCUACGAGAAGUGGGGCCGCGUUCUGGCUGUGAUGGACGCUAAUGUAGAGGGUCUCUAUGGUGCUCAAGUUAGAGCUUACUUCGAGCAUCACAAGAUUUCCUGUAUGAUCCACGUCAUGCCGGGUGGAGAGAUGCACAAGACAAUGACCACGAUGCUCUCUCUGGUAGACGCGUUCGACAAAUUCGGGUUAAUUCGAAAGGAGCCUGUUCUUGUGAUCGGAGGCGGUCUCGUUACGGAUGUGACCGGGUACGCUUGUGCGAGCUACCGCCGCUCCUCCAACUUCAUUCGCGUUCCCACAACCCUCAUCGGUCUGAUCGACGCAGCUGUCUCCAUCAAAGUGGGAAUCAAUCACGGCAAGCUCAAGAACCGACUCGGGGCCUACCACGCUCCCAUGUUGACCGUACUGGACUUUAACUUCCUCCGCACGCUUGCAGAGAACCAGAUCAGGAAUGGGUUUGCAGAGCUCAUCAAGAUCUCCUCUGUUAUGGACACGCAGCUGUGGGCGGAUAUGGUCAAGUAUGGACCACAACUCGUCGCAACUGCUUUUGGCCGUCGCUCGGCUCCGAUGGGUCAGACGAUCGACGGUGGUUGGGAAGGAACCAAGAAUGGCUGUUCUCAUGUGAUUAGUCCUAGCGAGGUAUCACUUGGAGAACUCGCCGAGAUCGCCGAUUCGAUCUGCUAUCGCGGUAUCAAGAUUAUGCUCGAACUCGAGACUCCAAACCUACACGAGAUCAUGCUCGACCGAGUUAUCGCUUUCGGCCACACAUGGAGCCCGACCUUGGAGCUUACCCCCGUUGUCCCCUUAAGGCAUGGUCACGCGAUCAUGAUCGAUAUGGCUUUCUCAGCCACUCUUGCGUGGAAGCGAGGCUACAUCACUGCCGAGGAGAGGGAGGAGUUGCAUAAAUUAGCUCAUGAUGUCGGACUGUCGCUUGAUCAUGAAGUGUUCAACGAGAACCUGCUUGAAGCUGGCACUGCUGCUAUCUUAAAGACACGUGAUGGUAAACAACGUUUCGCCGUCCCAAGGCCCAUCGGGUCCUGCUUCUUCAUCAACGACGCGACCACUUCGGAGCUCGCGUCCGCCCUGGCGACUCACAAGGAGAUUGUAGGAGCAUCGUUCCCUGAUUUGGCAGCUACCUCCGGGGUUGGCAAAGACGCAUACGUCGACUCCCAGGAUCUUGGCAUGGAGCCCAGCUUGCUUCUCGCGCCGGCUUCGAUGAAGGUCUUGGAUACGUACAGGGGAGAGAACGGCACCCUGGUCGACGGCAACGUUGUUCUCCAGUGCGGUUGCUGA
Dacryopinax primogenitus is the source of this 1455-nucleotide messenger RNA. RefSeq names its product 3-dehydroquinate synthase. The record is from RefSeq and is a predicted model, not a curated record. Gene Ontology annotation, molecular function: 3-dehydroquinate synthase activity. Bases 1 to 1455 code for a protein of 484 amino acids. Lineage: Eukaryota; Fungi; Basidiomycota; Dacrymycetes; Dacrymycetales; Dacrymycetaceae. The transcript is spliced from 6 exons. Gene Ontology annotation, biological process: antibiotic biosynthetic process.